CGGGGCGAGGCGUAGCUCCCGGAAGCGUCGGCUGGCCGGCCGGGCGGGGCUGCGGCUGCCACGUUGGAGCGGAACGUGGAGGUGGCCCCGGGCCGGGGAGGAGGGGCAGCUGCCAGUGCUGGGCCAGUUGACGGGUGCCGCGCUAACUCGAGAACCGGUCGCCGAGGGUCCCCGCCAGGAUGAAGCUCAAGGAAGUAGAUCGCACUGCCAUGCAGGCAUGGAGCCCUGCCCAGAAUCAUCCUAUUUACUUAGCUACAGGGACAUCUGCACAGCAGUUGGAUGCCACAUUUAGUACCAGUGCUUCCCUUGAGAUAUUUGAAUUAGACCUUUCUGAUCCGUCCUUGGAUAUGAAAUCUUGUGCCACUUUCUCUUCUUCUCACAGGUACCACAAGUUGAUUUGGGGACCUCAUAGGAUGGAUUCAAAAGGAAAUUCUUCUGGAGUUCUGAUUGCAGGUGGUGAAAAUGGAAAUAUUAUUCUCUACGAUCCCUCUAAAAUUAUAGCUGGAGACAAGGAAGUUUUGAUUGCCCAAAAUGACAAGCAUACUGGCCCAGUAAGAGCCUUGGAUGUGAACAUUUUUCAGACUAAUCUUGUAGCCUCUGGUGCUAAUGAAUCAGAAAUCUGUAUUUGGGAUCUUAACAAUUUCGCAACUCCAAUGACACCAGGAGCCAAAACACAGCCUCCAGAAGAUAUCAGCUGCGUUGCAUGGAACAGACAAGUUCAGCAUAUUUUAGCAUCAGCAAAUCCUAGCGGACGGGCCACUGUGUGGGAUCUUAGAAAAAGUGAACCUGUCAUAAAAGUCAGUGAUCAUAGUAACAGGAUGCAUUGCUCUGGAUUGGCAUGGCAUCCUGAUGUUGCUACCCAGAUGGUUCUGGCAUCUGAGGACGACAGGUUACCUGUGAUCCAGAUGUGGGAUCUUCGGUUUGCCUCCUCUCCACUCCGUGUCCUAGAAAACCAUGCCAGGGGGAUUUUGGCAGUUGCUUGGAGCAUGGCAGAUCCAGACUUACUGCUGAGCUGUGGAAAAGAUGCUAAAAUCCUCUGCUCCAACCCAAACACAGGAGAGGUGUUAUAUGAACUUCCUACCAAUACACAGUGGUGCUUUGAUAUUCAGUGGUGUCCUCGAAAUCCUGCUGUCUUAUCAGCAGCUUCCUUUGAUGGACGCAUUAGUAUUUAUUCUGUAAUGGGAGGAAGCAGUGAUGGUUUAAGACAGAAGCAAGUUGAUAAGCUUUCCUCAUCUUUUGGGAACCUGGAUCCUUUUGGCACAGGACAACCUCUUCCUCCACUACAAAUUCCACAGCAGACUGUACAGCAUAAUAUAGUGCUGCCUCUGAAGAAGCCACCCAAGUGGAUCCGAAGGCCUAUUGGUGCUUCUUUUUCAUUUGGAGGCAAACUGGUUACCUUUGAAAAUAUCAAAAUGCUGCCUCAGCAGGGAGCGGAGCCACAGCAGCACCAGCACCAUGUGUUCAUUAGCCAAGUCAUAACAGAAAAGGAAUUCCUCAGUCGGUCUGACCAACUUCAGCAGGUCGUGCAAUCACAAGGCUUCGUCAAUUAUUGUCAGAAAAAAAUUGAAGCUUCUCAGACUGAGUUUGAGAAAAAUGUGUGGUCUUUCUUGAAGGUGAACUUUGAGGAAGAUUCUCGUGGGAAAUAUCUUGAACUCCUGGGCUUCAAAAAAGAAGAUUUAGGAAAGAAGAUUGCUUUGGCCUUGAACAAAAUGGAUGGUCCUGAUGUGGCUCUUAAAGACUCUGACCAAGUAGCACAGAGUGAUGGGGAGGCGAGCCCUGCUGCUGAAGAGCAGCUCUUGGGAGAGAGAAUUAAAGCGGAAAACCAAGAAUCAGAAUUUUUAUCUUCUGCUAGAGGGACAUUUAAUAUUUCUGUCAGUGGAGAUAUUGAUGGUUUAAUUACUCAGGCAUUGCUGACGGGUAAUUUUGAAAGUGCAGUUGACCUUUGUUUACAUGAUAACCGUAUGGCCGAUGCCAUCAUAUUGGCCAUAGCAGGUGGACAAGAACUCUUGGCUCGAACCCAGAACAAAUACUUUGCAAAAUCCCAAAGCAAAAUUACCAGGCUGAUCACUGCAGUGGUGAUGAAGAACUGGAAAGAGAUUGUGGAGUCUUGUAACCUUAAAAAUUGGAGGGAGGCUUUAGCUGCAGUGUUGACUUAUGCUAAACCAGAUGAAUUUUCCGCCCUCUGUGAUCUCUUGGGAACCAGGCUUGAACAUGAAGGUGAUAACCUCUUGCAGACUCAGGCUUGUCUCUGCUAUAUUUGUGCGGGGAAUGUAGAGAAACUAGUUGCAUGUUGGACUAAAGCUCAAGAAGGAAGCAACCCCUUGUCCCUUCAGGAUCUAAUUGAAAAAGUUGUCAUUCUACGAAAAGCUGUACAACUCACUCAAAACAUGGACACUAAUACUGUUGGGGUACUUUUGGCUGAGAAGAUGAGUCAGUAUGCCAAUUUGUUAGCAGCUCAGGGCAGUAUUGCUGCAGCCCUUGCCUUUCUACCUGAAAAUACCAACCAGGCAAAUAUUGUACAGCUUCGUGACAGACUUUGUAGAGCACAAGGAGAACCUGUAUCAAGACAGGAAACACCCAAAGUUCCUUACAAGGGCAGGCCUGGACCCACUGCUGGCCACGCACAGAUGUCAAGAGUUCCACCUCAACAAUACUAUCCUCAUGGAGAAAAUCCUCCACCUCCAGGUUUCGUAAUGCAUGGAAAUGUUAAUCCAAAUACUGCCGCUCAACUACCCACAUCUCCAGGUCAUAUGCACAGCCAGGUACCACCUUAUCCACAGCCACAGCCUUAUCAACCGGCCCAGCAGUAUUCAUUCGGAACAGGGGGGUCUGCAAUGUAUCGACCUCAGCAGCCUGUUGCUCCUCCUGCUUCAAAUGCUUACCCUAACACCCCUUACAUAUCUUCUGCUUCUCCCUAUCCUGGGCAGUCUCAGUUGUAUGCAGCUCAACACCAGACUGCUCCACCUACCUCCAGCCCUGCUGCUUCUUUCCCUCCCCCUCCUUCCUCUGGAGCAUCCUUCCAGCAUGGCGGACCAGGAGCUCCUCCAUCAUCUUCAGCUUAUGCACUGCCUCCUGGAACAACAGGUACACUGCCUGAUGCCAGUGAGCUGCCUGCGUCCCAAAGAACAGGUCCUCAGAAUGGUUGGAAUGAUCCUCCAGCGUUAAACAGAGUACCCAAAAAAAAAAAGAUGCCUGAGAACUUUAUGCCUCCUGUCCCCAUCACAUCUCCAAUUAUGAACCCUUUGGGUGAUGCCCAGUCACAGAUGCUGCCGCAGCAACCUUCCGCUCCAGUACCACUGUCAAGCCAACCGUCAUUCCCACAGCCACACCUUCCAGGUGGCCAGCCUUUCCAUGGCAUACAGCAGCAACCCCUUGCUCAACCAGGCAUGCCACCAUCGUUUUCAAAGCCCAAUAUUGAAGGUGCCCCAGGGGCUCCUAUUGGAAAUACCAUCCAGCAUGUACAGUCUUUGCCAACAGAGAAAAUUACCAAGAAACCCAUUCCAGAUGAACACCUCAUUCUAAAGACCACGUUUGAGGAUCUUAUUCAGCGUUGCCUGUCUUCAGCCACAGAUCCUCAAACCAAAAGGAAGCUGGAUGAUGCUAACAAACGUUUGGAGUUUCUAUAUGAUAAACUUAGGGAACAAACACUGUCACCAACAAUCAUCAGUGGUUUACACAGCAUUGCAAGGAGUAUUGAAACUCGAAACUAUCCGGAGGGAUUGACGAUCCACACCCACAUAGUCAGCACCAGCAACUUCAGUGAGACCUCUGCUUUUAUGCCAGUUCUCAAAGUUGUUCUCACCCAGGCAAAUAAGCUAGGUGUCUAAACGGACAGCUUCACUCCCUGCCAAGAUUGCCAUUUUCCAAAGAAAUAUGUUUUAAAAAAUGCUAAGAUAUGGACCAUGUAUCAAUCCUCAUUAGGAUGUUUCUCUAGCAUCCAGUCAAGAGCAUUUAUACUAUUUCUGCCGUUACACUCACCUUAGAAUUGCCCAUAACCUGGGUACUUUUUUGUUUUAAUCUUCUGUUGUCCACAAUGAUUUUCCUAUUCUGCAGAUAGUAUAUUUCCUGGAUUACACAUAGUAUGGUUUCUUAAAGUCUUCUGAUAAGAUGUAGUUUUUAAAAGCUCAGUAUACUUUUUGGAAAGAGCAUCUGAUUACAAGCGAAAACUAAAUUUCUUUCAUGUCCUCUCAUCUAGCUCCAUGUCAAUCAGAUUAAAGUGUGUAAUCCUA
Molecule: messenger RNA, 4229 nt
Organism: Elephantulus edwardii (Cape elephant shrew)
Lineage: Eukaryota; Metazoa; Chordata; Mammalia; Macroscelidea; Macroscelididae
Gene: SEC31A
Product: SEC31 homolog A (S. cerevisiae)
Exons: 27
Coding region: 180-3827 (1215 amino acids)
Biological process (GO): intracellular protein transport; COPII-coated vesicle cargo loading; endoplasmic reticulum organization
Cellular component (GO): COPII vesicle coat; endoplasmic reticulum exit site
Molecular function (GO): structural molecule activity; protein binding
Source: RefSeq, a predicted model, not a curated record